This is a messenger RNA of Olea europaea var. sylvestris, 1357 nucleotides long. Its product is annotated as zinc finger CCCH domain-containing protein 2-like. Lineage: Eukaryota; Viridiplantae; Streptophyta; Magnoliopsida; Lamiales; Oleaceae. Gene Ontology annotation, molecular function: metal ion binding. The transcript is spliced from 3 exons. The record is from RefSeq and is a predicted model, not a curated record. Bases 132 to 1175 code for a protein of 347 amino acids.
UCCAUCUUGCAUGAAAGGUGUAAACAUGAAGCUGCCACAUAGAGCAUUUUGCAUGCAUAAAUCUAAUAUUAUUAAGCCACGCAGGUCUGCACAUCCUCGUCACUCUCUUCUCUCUCUAUAUACCCACCUAUAUGUAUAUCCGUCACCUCUCUUCUUCCACGCCCAACUCACUCUACCCUACCCUACCCUACCCUACUCCACACCAUCACUCUGUUAGCAUUCUUGAUUUCAGAAUGGGGAUCAGUGCUUGUACUGAGUUUCAGCGGCAACAAAAGUUCCACCAGUCGCACCAACUCAAUGCCCAGAAGAAAAUGCUAAGAGAAAUACAAAUCCCACCAAGGAAACUCCAUCGCCGCCAUUUAGCAGCGGCGCAGACGCUUUAUCAUAACGGUGGUGGUGCCACAUACAUUUUCAUGGAUUCUGCCGAUCAAAGCUUCCUUUCCAAAAAACGCUUACCUUAUAAUGAUGAUGACGAUGAGAAGAAUCCUUUCACCUCGGACUAUUUCAGAAUGUACGAGUUCAAGGUCCGUAUGUGCCCGCAAGGUGGUAGCCACGACUGGUCGAGCUGCCCCUACGCGCACCCCGGUGAGAAGGCCCGCCGUCGUGAUCCUCAGAAGUAUCGUUACACCGGAACUAUCUGCUCGGAGUUCCGCAAAGGCCAUUGCAGCCGCGGUGAAAGCUGUGAGUUUGCACAUGGAAUUUUUGAGUCUUGGCUUCAUCCAACUCGUUAUCGAACCGAGGCUUGCAAAGAUGGCCGCUAUUGUUGCCGAAGGGUCUGUUUUUUCGCACAUACUCCAAGCCAGAUUCGCCUUUUGCCGGAGGAAUAUUCAUCUCCGAUGAAUUCUCCGGUUACUAAUGUGAAUCACCGCUGCAGCUGCUGCCGUCAUUCUAAUAAUACGAUCUUGGCUUCUCAUAACUCGACUUUGAUGGGCGUUUCGCCGGAGAAAGAAAGGGAUUUCCCACUCUUUCCUAGGUACGAAAGUUCCGAGUACUCCAAUCCUCCGGCCGAGCUGAAUUCUAUUGGGACGAGUUACGCCGAUAAUCUGACCGAUUUACUGAACUCUUUAGAGGCAAUAAAAGUCAAUGAAAGUUCUUCCUCAGCCAAGAAAGGAAAAGCGCCUAUGAUUGAACCUGAUCUGAAGUGGAUCAGUGAUCUGUUGGAUUCCGUGGAUUGAACUAGAUUGAUAUAAAUAGUUCUGUAUCUAAGAUCUGAAUAUAUAUACAAAUAUUGCUCAUUGUCUCUGUAAAUCUUGAGAGAGAGAGAGAGAGAAUUGAUUUGCGAGUUUCUCUCUUUCGUAUUAUGCAUGUAAUACUUGUAAUUUCUUUCAGUAAAGAAGUUUAAUUAAUUAUGGCUUUG